Messenger RNA from Cantharellus anzutake, 524 nucleotides. RefSeq lists its product as uncharacterized. Gene Ontology annotation, cellular component: mitochondrion. The coding region runs from base 29 to 406 and encodes 125 amino acids. The transcript is spliced from 3 exons. Gene Ontology annotation, molecular function: structural constituent of ribosome. The record is from RefSeq and is a predicted model, not a curated record. Lineage: Eukaryota; Fungi; Basidiomycota; Agaricomycetes; Cantharellales; Hydnaceae.
CGACAGUCACUUCGGCAUCUGUCAGCUCAUGGCCACCCCUCGCGCACCGUCUUCGUUAUCCAAGGUUCUUACCCAACUCAAGAAGACGCCCGCACCAUCGCUUCCUGCUGCCAUAAAGUCAUUGAAACUGACACUUGCAAGGCGAAAUGCUCAUUUCGGCGCACGGCAUUUCUUGAAGGAAGAGGUACCGCGAAUAGCGUAUGUUAAUCCUUCCUUAGUCAUAGAAGUCGAGCGCAAAGAGAAGUCCAAGGAGGAGGAUUGGGACCCGGAACUGGUCGUUCAAUAUGCUGACGGGAGUACACACACGAUUAACAUGCAGCAGAAACAUUCGAGUAAAAUUCUCGCAGAGUUACUGGCACUCAAUGAUGCGGGUCCGAAACGGUCACGAUCUUCAAUUACUGUUUGACUUUUCCAGUGCUGGAUCCCUGCGAAUCCACGUAAACAAUACAUGAAAAAACUGUAACUACUAUAUUUGAUACCUCGAACCAAUUCUGCUUUGCAACGGCACCUUCACUGUCUCAUCG